AUGUCGCAAUACUUCUUCGAUCUCCUCUACACUUUCACAGACUGCAUGUGCUGUUUCCCUAACUCCCCGCAACUGAAGAUCAACAACAGGAGUUUCAAGCUACUCCGACUACUAGGAGAGGGCGGCUUCUCCUACGUCUACCUCGUCCAGGACAAGAACACGUCUGAGCUUUUCGCCCUCAAAAAGAUCCGCUGCCCCUUCGUCAGGAAUGAUGCUGAGGCGGCGGACACGGAAGCGGCGGCAUCUCGUGGGCGACCAGCGAGAAGGGUUAGCCGUCGCGAUAGCGAUGAUACGGAACAUGAGCCAUUGAUGGAUGGGGAGGUUACGAUUAGCCAGGAGGGAGUGGACGAGGGUGAUUUCCGCCCCUAUGCGCACAGAGAUAUAAAACCAGGAAACAUCAUGAUCGAUGACGACGGCUUAACCCCAAUUGUCAUGGACCUAGGCUCCCUCGCUCCCAGCCCAAUCGCGAUAACUUCCCGGUCCCUCGCCCUAGCAGUCCAAGACACAGCCGCUGAGCACUCCACAAUGCCCUACCGCGCCCCCGAACUCUUCGACGUGAAAACAGGAUCCAUCAUCGAUACUAAGGUCGACAUCUGGUCACUUGGCUGCACCAUAUAUGCGUGUCUGGUGGGGAAAAGCCCCUUCGAAGCGCGUAGUGAGGAGACGGGUGGUAGUUUGAGUAUGUGCGUGCUAGGUGGUGAUUGGAGGUUUCCGGAUGAGAAGAGUGCUGGCCAAAAGGGAAAAGGUACUGCCAGCGCAGGCACUGGUAGUGCGGGUGUUGGUGAAGGGGAAGGAAGUGCGGCUGCUGUUGAUGGCGAGACCGGUUCCCCCGCUAGGAAAGGGGGCAUUAGCGAGGCGUCGAAGGAGGUGGUGAGGAGGUGUUUGCAGGUUGAGCCAGCUGAUCGACCUGAUGUUGAUGAGUUGAUUGAGCUUUUGAAGACUACUAUUGAGAAGUUGCCGGAUGACGAAUGA
Molecule: messenger RNA, 972 nt
Organism: Histoplasma mississippiense
Lineage: Eukaryota; Fungi; Ascomycota; Eurotiomycetes; Onygenales; Ajellomycetaceae
Exons: 4
Coding region: 1-972 (323 amino acids)
Biological process (GO): vacuolar protein processing; protein phosphorylation; regulation of vacuole fusion, non-autophagic
Cellular component (GO): cytoplasm; Golgi apparatus
Molecular function (GO): ATP binding; protein serine/threonine kinase activity
Source: RefSeq, a predicted model, not a curated record